Molecule: messenger RNA, 905 nt
Organism: Eruca vesicaria subsp. sativa (arugula)
Lineage: Eukaryota; Viridiplantae; Streptophyta; Magnoliopsida; Brassicales; Brassicaceae
Source: the annotation of a GenBank genome assembly
CAACUCCUCCACAUAAAACAACAAAACUCCUUUCCUCUUCUUUCUUCUCUUGUUCUUGGUUUCAUUUUUCUUCCUUUAACAAUAAUCAUACACACAACCCUAAUAACAAUAUAACCAUGGAUGGUUUGAUUCCAAUGGCGUUUAAAGCUAUGUUGAAAAACCGAACUCGCCGGCGUUACGAAUGUCUCUCUUCCUCCGGUGACACUACAAAAGAGUCAUACGAUAACUUCCUCCCCUUCUCCGAAAACUCCGAUCCCUCCUCCGUCGUAUCUCGACCAUCGUCUUCUUUGGAUCAUGUAGAGAUGAACAACGUUGCUUCUCAAGACCGUCACCGCCGUGGUUUCUCGGUCGGAGAUUUUUCUUCCAUGUCUUAUCAUGAAGGGAGAAGGUCACGUGGCGAAGGCGGAGGAAUAGGUGUUUCUCCGUCGCGGCGAGGACAGCUUGUGAGGAACAGAAGUCAUAGGUUGUUUUCUUGUGUCUCAGGUAAAUGAUUUAUCGAUACACAAAGUGUAAAACUUCAGCUCAACAAAAGAUCUGCUUCAUUUCUUUUUUUUAUGUUAAAAUUUUGUUUGUUUGUUUUUUUUUUUUGAUUAUUUUGCUCCAAAAGAUCAAACUUGUCGGCUGAUGUUGUUCUUCCUUCUUGUGAUAAUUUCCGAUAUUGAAUGUGUAAAGUUUUGGGGUUAUUUUGAUAAGAUGUACUUAUUUGGAGGGUCAAAAUAAAUUGCUAAAAAGAGUUAGUGGUCCAAUAAAGAAAUAUGUUUUUUGAAAAGGCUAGUUGACCUAAUACAGUUGACGAUACGCUGUCUUGUACACGGUGUUUGUUUGAAAAUUGCGUAUGAACGUGUUUUACUAACUAGAACAUGCAUAUAAAAUUGAAUAAAGAAAUUCUGCAUAAAACAACUUUG